Messenger RNA from Trichoderma gamsii, 3486 nucleotides. RefSeq lists its product as hypothetical. Gene Ontology annotation, molecular function: ATP binding; ATP-dependent chromatin remodeler activity. The transcript is spliced from 2 exons. NCBI's taxonomy places the organism in Eukaryota, Fungi, Ascomycota, Sordariomycetes, Hypocreales, Hypocreaceae. The record is from RefSeq and is a predicted model, not a curated record. Bases 1 to 3486 code for a protein of 1161 amino acids.
AUGGUCUUGAAUUAUGCUGACUCUCUUUUAGGAGGACCUUCGCAGCCCCCUGAUCCCAGUUCAAAUUUUGCGCCGACAUGGAACCCUGAUGCGUAUCCUUUGUUAAAUCUUCCGUACGAAGGAUACAACCGCUCGCAAAUCACAGACAAUGGACCAGGUCAGCCCAUGUUACCUUGGCCGCAGCUCCCUGGAGAUAUGUCGGGAGUCGACUCUACUUCUUUCACGGCGCUGCUCAAUAGCCCCUAUGAUUCAUUCACCCCGAGCCUGACGCCCACAGCGGAUACACCAAUGGCUGAGAUGCCAGUCGCUCAAACUACCAUACAGAACGUCGGCCACGCCCAGGCUCCACGGUACGGAGCUGCCACUGGAUAUCGUCCACAAACUACUCAUGUCAUGAUACGACCCAAACCUACGCCUAAUAUGCCCCAGGACGACGGCUCAGACGACGAGGACGAGGAUGAUGAGGACGAAGAUGACGAGCCCGUUCCUAAGCGCAAGCGAGGGCGGCGUAACGGGCCACGUCGGCUACCACCUUACUUGAGAGAAAUCCAAGCUCAAGCAGCGAUAAGGCAAGCUGAGAGGUGGGCAGCCUCACAGGGUCUGGCUGUUAACCCUCAAAACUCCACUGUUGACUUGACAAAUGUUAACGACGAUGUUUCCUCGCCCGCCCCUCUUGAUCCCAAAGAAGAAGAAAUAUGCUAUGGCAUGAUUAAAACCCGUGCAAAUUGCAACCGAGUUCCAUCUCCAAAGCCCGGCAUACAGAGUAUGUGGGGCGCUAAUUAUCAACCCAGCAUCAAGGUCGUCCUGAGGAAGAGUGUCAACGACCGGAGCUCGAAGAUUCCUAUUAUUGAUUACACAAGACAAGUCAUCGGUCUCGUCGACGCUUCUUCCGCCAAUGCAUUAGGGCCUCUGCUGGAUUUGAACCUUCGUGUCAGGACCGACGCCCGUAUUCCUCCACAACCUAUUGCGCCUGGCCAAGAACCUGGCCAGCCCGUGUCGCGUUCUUAUAUUCUCGAUAUCGUUCUAUAUGGACCUUUCAAAUAUGCGAGAAACGUCGGCCACUUCAUGUCGCGAUACAACCUCACUCUUCAACAGCCCUACAUCGUCCAGAGUGGCAUCAAACUGAUCAACCCGCACCACCCGGAGCACUUACAAUCACUAAAGAGACCACCCAGGGCAAAUGCUAAUCGUGAUCUUGGCCGCUCUGGCACUGUCGCCAAUUUCACCCCAAGGACUGUUGAAGAAGUCCGCUCCGAGGUCAUGGGAGUUUUCGAUUCUCUUACUAGGACUGACGAAUUACCCACCAUGGAUCCCCCAGCAUCCAUCACGACCCCCUUGCUCACUCACCAAAGGCAGGGCCUCUACUUCAUGAUGACUAGGGAGAAGCCACGUGAGCUGCAGCUUCAGGAACAGGCCAUGGUAUCCUUUUGGCGGACAAAAACCAAUAUGAAUGGGCAUAAGGUGUUUCAUAACGUCAUCACCGGCGAGAGCCAGACUUCCGCCCCCUCGGAUACUCGCGGUGGUAUACUUGCCGAUAUGAUGGGCCUUGGCAAAACGCUUAGCAUCCUGUCGCUCAUCUCGAGUACAGUCGAGGAAGCCCGCCAAUUUCAGCAUCUGUUGCCGGAGCAGCCUUCUGCUCCGGAAAUUAAGCCAACAAAGGGCGACAUUGAUGCAUCACAGGAGCCGUUGGGCCUCACGCCGGUGGUUCGAAAUACCAAGGCCACCUUAAUCAUAUGCCCCCUCAGCACCAUUACUAAUUGGGAUGAGCAAAUCAAGCAGCACAUUGCUCCCGGUGAGCUUUCCUAUCAUAUUUACCAUGGGCCCAACCGUAUCAAAGAUAUAGCGCGGCUCGCCUCAUACGACAUCGUCCUUACUACCUAUGGAUCUGUCUCGAACGAGCUCGGCGCUCGUCGCAAAGCCAAGAGUGGCAAUUAUCCGCUAGAGGAGCUCGGAUGGUUUCGCAUUGUUCUGGAUGAGGCACACAUGAUUCGCGAGCAGUCCACCAUGCAAUUCAAGGCCAUUGUUCGUCUUCAAGCGCAGCGGCGGUGGGCCGUGACCGGAACUCCUGUUCAAAACCGGCUGGAUGAUUUUGCGGCUCUCUUGUCCUUUAUUCGUCUGGAACCUUUUCACCAUAGAGCGAAAUUUGUUCGCCACAUCGUCGAGCCAUUCAAAGCCUGCAAUCCUGAAAUUGUCCCCAAACUUCGUAUUCUCGUCGAUUCAAUCACUCUUCGUCGAUUAAAGGACAAGAUUGAAUUGCCCUCUCGAGAAGAUCUCAUUGUCAAACUUGAUUUCAGCCCAGAAGAGCGGGGCGUAUACGAUCUCUUUGCCAGGAAUGCACAGGAUAGGGUCAAAGUCUUGGCUGGGAAUCUCACCUCUGGGGCUCUUGGCGGGAAUACCUACAUUCAUAUUCUAAAAGCCAUUCUUCGCCUCCGCUUGCUUUGUGCGCACGGCAAAGAUCUACUGAAUGAAGACGACCUGGCAACCCUGCGCGGUAUGUCGGCCGAGAUGGCCAUUGAUAUUGACGAAGAUGACGAUAAGGUGGACGGGUUUUUCCUUUCCCACCAGAAAGCACAUGAGAUGUUUACCUUGAUGCAAGACACCAACAACGACUCGUGCAUCCAGUGCAACAAGAAAAUCUCCUCUCAAGAGACACAGGCGGUAGACGCAGAGAACGAAAACGAUACCCUAGGAUACAUGACGUCUUGCUUUCACGUUGUUUGUCCAUCAUGCAUUAAAGCUUUUAAGCAGCGAUUUAAGGCCGCUUAUGCACCUGGUCAAACUUUUGCCCCUUGCAUCGUUUGCAACGCCCAAGUCCCGUUUGGAUUUGUUAAUAUCUGCAGAUCAGACGUGGAGGGUGAACAUGAAGGCACUCUUAAAUCCAAAAACAAUAAAGCAAAGCCAAACGGGAAAGCACUCGACAAAUAUGAUGGCCCCCAUACCAAGACAAAGGCUCUCCUCGAAGACCUUCUCAAAUCCAGAGCUGCAAGCGAAGCCAACCCUCAUGAACCUCCUUUCAAGUCUGUUGUCUUUUCCGGCUGGACCUCACACUUGGAUCUCAUCGAGCUAGCGCUCAAGGAGGCUGAUAUCUCUUUUACAAGAUUGGAUGGUAGCAUGACGCGGCAAGCACGCACGGCAGCAAUGGACAGUUUUCGCGAAGACAAUAGCAUCCAUGUCAUACUUGUCUCUAUCAUGGCCGGUGGACUGGGUCUGAAUCUGACUUCUGCCAACAACGUGUACGUGAUGGAGCCGCAGUAUAACCCGGCAGCCGAAGCCCAGGCAGUUGAUCGUGUACACCGCCUUGGCCAAAAGCGACCUGUGCGCACCAUCCGGUACAUUAUGCGCAACAGCUUCGAAGAAAAGAUGCUCGAGCUGCAAGAAAAGAAGGUGAAGUUGGCCAGCCUCAGCAUGGACGGCCAGAACAAAGCGCUUGACAAGGCAGAGGCUGCGAGACAGAAACUCAUGGAUCUUCGCAGUCUGUUCAAAUGA